Mauremys mutica (yellowpond turtle) is the source of this 2904-nucleotide messenger RNA. It is a transcript of the gene NR2E3, whose product is annotated as nuclear receptor subfamily 2 group E member 3. The record is from RefSeq and is a predicted model, not a curated record. Bases 28 to 1266 code for a protein of 412 amino acids. Lineage: Eukaryota; Metazoa; Chordata; Testudines; Geoemydidae. The transcript has 8 exons. Gene Ontology annotation, molecular function: nuclear receptor activity; zinc ion binding; RNA polymerase II cis-regulatory region sequence-specific DNA binding. Gene Ontology annotation, biological process: negative regulation of transcription by RNA polymerase II; cell differentiation; positive regulation of transcription by RNA polymerase II.
CCUGCGCUUCUGCCACAACCCCCCAGCAUGUCCACAUCCCCUGCUGAGUCCACCGUGAGCGCUGGCCUGGAGGACAGCCAGUCAGGGCUCAGCCCGGCCCCCGGCAAAGCCCUGAGCCCGGUGCUCACAUGUCGGGUGUGCGGCGACACCAGCAGUGGGAAGCACUACGGCAUCUAUGCUUGCAACGGCUGCAGCGGCUUCUUCAAGCGGAGCGUGAGGAGGAAGCUCAUUUACAGGUGCCAGGCUGGGACGGGGAUGUGCCCCGUGGACAAAGCCCACAGGAACCAAUGCCAGGCCUGCAGACUGAAGAAGUGCCUGCAAGCAGGCAUGAACAAGGAUGCCGUGCAGAACGAGCGCCAGCCCCGCAGCACUGCCCAGGUCAGACUCGACAGCAUCCCGCUGGACACAGACCUCAAGCCUGUGCACCUGGCCACCACGCGGGAGGCCCCUCCGCCGCUUUGCUCCACCCUGCCGAGCCUCAGGGGCCCCAGCUCCUCUGUGCCAGGCACCCUGGGACCUCGGGUGCCCACUCCUCCGAGUAACCACCGCUUCAUGGCCAGCCUGAUGACAGCCGAGACCUGCGCCAAGCUGGAGCCCGAGGACGCCGACGAGAACAUUGACGUGACAGGAAACGAGCCCGAGAGGACCUCGACUGAGUACCCGAUGUCCCCCUACCCAUCCACCAGCCCUGAGAGCGUCUAUGAAACUUCUGCCCGCCUCCUCUUCAUGGCGGUGAAAUGGGCAAAAAACCUGCCCGUCUUUGCCAAUCUGCCCUUCAGGGACCAGGUGAUUUUGCUGGAGGAAGCCUGGAGCGAGCUGUUCCUGCUCUGCGCCAUCCAAUGGUCCAUGCCCUUGGAAAGCUGCCCGCUGCUCUCUGUGCCUGAGCUCUCCCCCAACAUCCACGGGAAACUGGUGUCUGCCAGCGUGGACAUCCGCAUCCUGCAGGAAACCAUCAGCCGCUUCAAGUCCCUGACCACAGACCCCACAGAGUUCGCGUGCAUGAAGGCCAUUGUGCUCUUCAAACCAGAGACACGAGGCCUGAAGGAUCCGGAGCAGGUGGAGAACUUGCAAGAUCAGUCGCAGGUGAUGCUGGACCAACACAACCGGACACACUACCCCAGCCAGCCUGUCAGGUUUGGGAAACUGCUCCUGCUCCUUCCCUCCUUGAGGUUUAUUUCCUCAGACCGGAUCGAGUUCCUCUUCUUCCGCAGAACUAUCGGGAACACUCCCAUGGAGAAGCUGCUCUGCGACAUGUUCAAAAACUGACCUGUCCCUCUUGCGACCAGGGUCCCUUGAUGUCAGUGUUGAGGGCUUCCUGGAGCGGCACGAACACUGUAGUUCCAAGCACCUGGUUUCUAAUGCACUGAGCCAAAGAGCAGGUGAAAGGAAUGUGGAGAUCCCACUCAGUCCUGAGUGAGUUGUCCAAGUCAACUGCAUAUCUACCAAUCCUGACAUAGUAUGGCCCAGGAUUAAUCUCUGUUCACAAGCAGCUGCAGCCAACUGGAAAUUGUUUCCUAUCAACAUUCAGAUCAUUGUAACCCAUUGGGGGUUUCAGUCACUCCCAGGAAGUCACACAGCAGAUUCUCUGACUCAGAAUUGAACAGAAGUUUACAAGCUCCAUUAGUAGAACCACAAGAAUCACCUGGUACCUACCUACUAAGAUGAAACUAAUGUUACAUAUGUGAAGAACACAAACUCAUGGUGGAAAGCCAGGACACUCUACUAACACCACCCCAAUGGGGGUGGGCAAAUGCAGCUCUUGAUGCAAAGUGAGGCAUGAACAUCAGCAAAAUUAAUGAAAAAAAUGAAAGUCUGAAAGAGAUCCAGGCUCAGAAGGUCUGGUCCUGGAAAUCUUCACACGUCCUGCCAUGGGCUAUGGCCCAGAUGGUGGCCUAGGAGGGUCAAGGAAAAGGUGACUGUCAGUUGGAGGGGGAAGAAAUGAACUUGCCUUUGGUAUUUGCUGAACCUUAAAUAGGGGAUAACCAGCAGCAUAACAUCACCUGUGCAAGAUGUGUUUUUAAGAUUACUUUUUCACUGGGAUUUCCUACCACACACCAGGUUCUAACAAGUGAUCCGGACACUGACUUUAAGGAAGACUAUGAUGUUUAACACGGGAUGCAUGGUCUGUUGUCUUGAAACAAUGCUAUAUGGCACCUUGCAUUCUCUCAGACUAGGAACACUUGGUGAUGGCAGAACAUCUACUAUUGCAUUUGAACUGAGAAAUGUAAGUAGAGUUUGCAGAGAAGUUGAAACACACCCUGGACUUGUAGCCUCUCUUUUGAAACCCUAAUUGCAGCUAGGAGAGCACAGCUUGGACUCAAAGACCUGGAGAGGCUGAUGUGAUCUCUGCUACCGUGUCUUCUGAACUGAAGAGCCUUUCUGUGCAGUAAAGGAGGAAGGCUGCUGAUGCAGAAAAGCUGCACUGUGGGAGGCCGUGUGAGUGUAAUGACCCAUAUCGCACUGCUGGGCCUUGAGUGUGUUCCGGCAGCAUGACACCCUCUGAGCAGUGCUAUCCAAGCAGUCAAAUGGGACGCCAUGUUCUGAUAGAGGCAGGGUUUUGCAGUGCCUUGCAGGAGAAGCGAGCAAUGGAUGUUGUUCUCAUGCAGGAAGGACAACUGUUAGAGGAUCUGUUAGCAUGUCAAGAAUGCUUGAUAGGUAUAUUUGCAUGAGGAGAACUGUCGCCUGCAUCAGUGUCAUAGACUCCUCUCUUUGGAGACUACAGUGACACUCUAUGUCCCAAGCAUUCGCUUGGCUGGCAAAUGCCAGGGUUCUGAGGUUAAAGAGUUAAAACUCGUAUUGGUGAGCAGCAAAGGGAGCACCAAGGUUGCCUCGGAAAGGCUAUCGUGGCUUAGCCAUGCUGAUGUUGAGUCAAUGCCCUUCAACCAAGAGGGGGUGUGUGUAGCA